Alternaria alternata is the source of this 1222-nucleotide messenger RNA. RefSeq lists its product as hypothetical. The transcript has a single exon. Lineage: Eukaryota; Fungi; Ascomycota; Dothideomycetes; Pleosporales; Pleosporaceae. The coding region runs from base 106 to 891 and encodes 261 amino acids. The record is from RefSeq and is a predicted model, not a curated record.
AUCUCGCUCUCACGAUUAGCUCGGCCUAUACUGCACCGCGAGUGCACAUUCAGUCCUUCGAGAUGGUCAGAUUGCACGCCCAAGACCUUUCAUGGGUUCAUAGCUAUGCACACGUUCACACCCGUCGAGGAACCUCGCGACUGCCGAAAUGAUGGUAGAACUGCGUCGAGUGGCGACUAUUUCUCAAUGCAAAAGCAUAGUCAGAUGCUUUCACCUGACCCGACGCCAUAUGAAGCGCAUGGCUACUUACCACUUUGUUCUGUUGCGGCGGUUGCAGAGAAUGCAGUCGACUACUUUGUUAACAGAAGUAAUGCAUCAACAGAAUCUCCGGGUCUAAGCGAAAACACAGAUUUCUGCAUUCUGAAGAGUGUAGAUGACGGCGAACAAAAGAGCAUUCAGACGCAACAGCUCGAGGGCUAUGUUCAUGCGAGCCAUCUUCCGCUCAGUAAGCCUUCGCAUCAGACGAAAAUUCUGAUCAAAGAGCAUGGUCUUUUGUCUGGACCGGGAGAAGACAUUGAAUUUGGGCUGCGCAGUAGUAAUGGCGACGAACAGCACGAAGGAGAGUGCAACAUAUGCGAUAGUUCAUGUACUGGUCGCACUAGUCUGGAAAUUGACGGAACCCAAUCAGAGGUUCCUAUAGAGAAAACUUCCGUGGAGGGAAACCGGGUUCUGGUGCAGAAUAUAAUGAUUGGAAAGGUACUAACAGAGGGGCAGAACAAGCUUCAUGCUCUCGCGAAGGUAACUAGGUGGAUGAAAGACCAGGAAGAUUAUCAGACCUUCAAGGCAAAGCUGACAAAUGAAUCGCAGAGGAAGAAAUGUAGACAAGAAGACCGCAAUCAUUCACCGGAAAAGUGUUGUAGAGACAAACCGGAAGAAGGGCAUACGGCUUGACGAACUGACCACCAACGACAACUCGCAAUAUCAAGUAUCCAGCGAGUCGCCUCUCGCCACCAUUGGAUGACGCGGGAGCUGGAACAUAUACUCCAUGUCCAUACUCACACCGGAAAUGGUAGUAACGGAAUGUUAGCUGUACGGUGGAGCAUUACCUUGGUUGUAUUGAUGUUCCAAGAUCAACUUUGAUUUCGUCGCGUAUGAUGCUGUCGUGUCUAGAUUGCUCUAAGUACUGACGUUAGAAGAUGUCUGGAGGGCCCUGUAAUCGUAAUAAGUCUGUGCUCCAUGACUUGGCGCUCCAUUGAGCGGGAUGCUCGUGCAUUGAGAGAUG